This is a messenger RNA of Myxocyprinus asiaticus (Chinese sucker), 5217 nucleotides long. Its product is annotated as paralemmin-1-like. Lineage: Eukaryota; Metazoa; Chordata; Actinopteri; Cypriniformes; Catostomidae. The transcript has 9 exons. Gene Ontology annotation, biological process: regulation of cell shape. The record is from RefSeq and is a predicted model, not a curated record. Gene Ontology annotation, cellular component: membrane. Bases 269 to 1438 code for a protein of 389 amino acids.
UCUACCGCUUGAUGUUUGCGGUCGUCUCAUCAAGGCAGAGAGAGAGAGAGGCGCUUCCCGCACAGCUAUAUCAGAGGAGGGACGCCAGCAGCAGCAGCAGCAGCUCCCGGUCUCACUGCUCACACACACAGGGAGAGGACAUUUGACUGAAACAGAUGGUGCUGCGCAUUUGAAUAAUAAUAAUAAUAAUAAAAAUAAUAAUAAUAAAAAUAAAAAACUCACCAAGGAGAAUACACCCGAAAUUUGAGGCAAACAGCAUUUGGACACUAUGGAGAUGUCAGAAUCAGUCUCACAGCAGGAGCGGCUCCAGGCUAUAGCAGAAAAGAGGAAAAGACAGACAGAAAUUGAGAAUAAGAAGAGACAACUAGAAGAUGACAGACGACAGCUCCAGCACCUCAAGUCAAAGGCACUGAGAGAAAGAUGGCUGCUGGACGGUGCGCCCUCUGCAGGCCCUGAAGAAGAUGAGACCAGGAAACAGCUGCGUGAGGAUGAAGCCAAGACCAGAAGCCUUGAGGAGACUAUUCUCAGAAUGGAAAGAGAGCUAGAAGAACUGGAGACAGGUGUGUCUGCAACAUCCACCAAAGAAAUCCUAUCAGACAUGGCACAGGAAGUCGACACCAUCAUAGUAGAAAAGGUUGUGACAGACUCUGUGAAAGAGGUCAAAGUUCACCUCAGCCCUCGUCUGGAGAAAUCCGGAGGUGACUUUGACACGAUGAGAACAGCGAUGUACUCCGUAGAGAUCACAGUUGAGAAGGACCUGGUGACGGGCGAGACCAAAGUCCUGUCCACUAACACUCUGCUCCCCAAAGACCUCUCACAGCAGGGAGUCAAGGUCUAUGAGGAUGAACAGAAAGUGGUGCAUGAGGUGCGCACUGUGGAUGGGGCAGUAACCAAUGGUGUUCACCAGCUCAGCUCUACAGAGGUGGACGAGCUCCUCCACAAAGCUGAUGAGGUGACAAUAAGUGAAAGCAGCAAGACCAUGCCCUGCCUGGAGAGUAGUAAAGCUGAGGAAACUGAGAUGGUGGAGAAGGUGGAAAAAGAGGUAGUCCCAACUGCAGCUGACUCCACUUCCAUAAAGGAGAUCACCGGUGUGGAGGCGAAACUUGCAGCCCCUGAGACAGAAGUGGGUGGGGCCAGUGCAGAGAACCCGGUAACCAUGGUUUUCAUGGGUUACCAGAAUGUGGAGGAGGAGAAUGAGACAAAGAAGGUUUUGGGGCUGGAGAGCACGACCGUAAAGGCAGAGGUGGUGGUCAUCGAGGAUGGAGAUGCAAAAAACACAGUCACUGACACCAAGGAGGAGCAGGCACCCCCUAAUGGCACCCCAGCGGAGCCACCGAAGACUGAAGAGGUAGCAGGUGAGUCUGGGCAGUCAGAGGGCGGCACUACUGAGGUGAAGAGCAAGGAGAAACAACCCUGGAAAUGCUGCAUCAUCAUGUGAGCCCCAGUACACCCUUCCAAACAUGGACUUGAUGAUGAAAUGCAACAACAUACAGAGAGAACAAUAGCAAGGCAGAGAAGAAUAAACGUUCAAUAUCUUUUGAUAGAAAGCUGUUGUUUCCUUAUUGAUUUUUACCCAUUUUAUAUUUACCGUAUUACUUUUAACCCAUUACCCAUGAUCCUCUCUAACCUCAUUUUAGUUUCAUGUAUUUUUUUUCUGGAUUGGAUCUAUUGUGGCUGAUUUGAAUCAUGACACAUUAGUGGCACUGUUGCCACUCUCCUCUGAGAAAAGUCUAAAAAUUUAAGACCUUUUCUCUGUACACUUCAAUCGAACUGAAACGAUAAACAUCCAACAAGCCCCUUUAUUCAGCAUUCACUUUACAUAGAAUUAGUUUUUCUUCUUUUCAUAUGGAGGACUCAAAAUCUCUAUAUAACUAUAUAAUGUAUAUGAACCUUUUAUUUUUGAAAAAUUAUUGUAUUUAUUUUGAGUUAACUUGUUAAAAACCCAGAAUUUUUGUAAAAGCAUGAUAUGUUGCGUGCUCUACACAAGUAUUUUCACUUUCUCAAGAAAAGAAAACAUUGAAGAUUAAUCCCAACAUUAUGCAUUGUGCUCUAUUUAUUACUCAUGAAACUAUUUAUUCUGGUUUUCCUAAGAUAGGAAUAAAAUUUGUGGGAUUUUCAGAGCACACUUGGCAUUUGCUUAGAAAUGAUAGAAUCAUUUAAACGAGUGCAAAGUCCAUCAUACAGGUGUUGUAAAUGUGUAUCCUUAUGUGUUGGUGAUAAGGAUGUAUAAGGAAUUUUUCACAAAUUCCUGUUUACUUCUAAUGUGGACAUGAGAAUGGUUCUAUGAGUGCUUUCUUUGACCAAAAUGCCCCCAUUCUUUUUUCUACUGUACCUCACCUCCCUUCCUCACACACACACACACACACACACACACACACACACACAUAGUCAUACACCCUGUUUUUUCUCCUUUUGAAAGGAAAAUCAAUAUUCUUUAUAUUUGUUCUACCGUGAGUCAAGUAGAUUGCGCUUUUUCAUAUUGAAUUGUAGGACAGGUGAGCUGAGGAUAUCUUAGUAAGCUCUUAUGUUUUGCUUUUAGGUGGUUGUUCUCAGUCAUGUUGGUCCAGCAAAGAGCUUGUGUGUGUGUGUUUGUACCUGUGUGUAUAUGACUAAGGGCACCUACACAUUAAGAGUUUACACUAUGUCAGAGAAGGUUGCAAAUCCAUUGAUUUCAAUGGGGAUGGUACAUUGCAAGGAAGAAGAGAUAAAACACUAGGAUUUGCGGAUGUGAUGGUCCACCAUGCAAGAAAAUUGUAACUAGUCAUUAUUGACCAAUGAGAAUUUCAUACAGGCGGGUCCAAUUGUACUUUCAGAACCCCAAUUCAGUGCAUUUCCCCUUGAUUUGAUUUAAACAUGUAUUAGUUCAUUUAAUCUCUAAACACUUUAUCUCACAAAUAUUUAUAGUAUUUAAACAGUCCUGCACAUGAAACAUUUGAGGUGUUUAAGUAUCAAGUUGGCUGUGUCCAGGAUGGGAUUUAGAUCGUAUGCCAGUCCACACUGCCAUCAGCCCUGCUCUUAAACUGGGUGAAUGACAGCUCAUUCCUAACAAAUGACAUCACCGAACCGCUCCAGCCAUUCCUAUACAGGAUCCUUCAUGCGCGUAAACUAGUUUCAGAAUAAGCAAACUCUCUCACUUCCUACACACAAUCAUAACAGUUCUGAGACAGAAUGGACAGGAAGAACAAUAUCCUUCCUUGGGUUGUUUCAGCAUCAAGGAAAUGGCUGGAAGUGUGGCAGGGUACCGGAAACAUUAAAUAGGUCAUAAGAGUUUCAUUUUUUUCCUUCUCAGAUACCCAUUAUAAAAUAUUAAGAUUUUCCGCUGGUGAAAAUGGAAAAAUUCAAAAUAAAUUUUUAAGUAGCUAUGAUGUCAAAUGCUUCAGUAUUAACACAAAACAAAUGCUUGUUUUUGCACAAAAGAUGAUUGACUGCAUUUUGGUUUAAGGUGGUACUAAUUCAUGUUCAUGUUCUAUUUUUAUUUGUUUUCCAACACAAAUGGAAAUGUAAAUAAUUUUUGUUAUACAUUACAUUGGACAGUGUUAAUGAAUUUUAUUCCCUUUGAAGUACCUUACUUAUAAAUUACUUACGUAGUCAAUUUUAUUUAGAGAUGGCAAAUUUUUGCAGUUUGCUAAACUAAUUUUGGGGGAAUUAAAUUAUGUAGUGCUUAUUUCACUGUCACUACUAGCUGGCGCAGAGGUGUUCUAGAUGGAGUGUGUUUGUGUUCAAGUGUGUCUGCGUGGUUGCAUUCAUGAUUUAUGUCUGUUAAUAUGUGUCAUACAUCUCUUAUAUUUCAUUAGUUGAAAUUAUGUCUGUUUUACUGCCCUAAUAAUGAACAUUAGAUCUAUGGAGAUUGGUGUGUGUGUGUGCUAUGGCUGGAACCCCUGACUUGAGGAGCCUAAAGAUCAGCAUGAAUGCGGUUGGUAAACUCUUUUUUGUCUUUUCAUGUUCACACACACACACACACACACACACACACACACACACACACACACACACACACGUUGGUGCAGCUAUCAUUAUGAGGACUCUCCAUAGAUAAAAUGAUUUUUAUACUGUACGAACUAUAGAUUCUAUCCCCUAACCCUAAACCUACCCCUAAACCUAACCCUCACAAAAAACUUUCUGCAUUUUUACAUUUUCAAAAAAACAUCGUUUAGUAUGUUUUUUUUAAGCGAUUUGAAUUAUGGGGACACUAGAAAUGUCCUCAUAAACCACACUUAUAGCAUAAUACCCUUGUAAUUACCAGUUUGUAACCUAAAAAAAGUCCUCGUAAACCACUUAAACCUGCCCACACACACACACACACACAGAGAGAGAGAGAGAGUGCACAGCAGUAUCUGUGAGGUUGACUUACAGCAGUAUCUGUGAGGUUGACUUAUGUACUGGUAGAACAUGGCACUAGCAAUGCUGAGGUUAUGGGUUCAAAUACUAGGGAACACACAAACUGAAAACAAAUGCAUACCGUGAAUACACUAUACAUUUUUUGAAUUUCCCACAAUGCUCAAUUGAACAAAUCUAAAGGCAACCAAACACUGGCUCCAGAACAGUGCUUCAGGACCAUCUCCAUUAAUGCCGUCUUGGCGUCACUUGUAAGUUUCAUGGUUUCACUUUUUCCGCACACCUUACCGUCAGUACUAACAUUUCAGAUCUAAUGCAUUGUUCACCUGUGAAUGCCUUGUCGUCCGGCCAUGGACCUGGCGUAUCUCUUUGUACAGAUGCAUGCUUUUAUAGGUACAUAAAUAACAUAUCUACAUAUACAUAUACCUUUCCUUGUUAGAUAAUGUAUCUGCGCUUGAACCCCUAACCACUGAUGACAAGCUACUGUAAUGAUAACGUUCAAAGGCAUGAUAGCAGAGUAAAUGUAGGAACAUCUGACCUGGUUCUAAUGAGCAAUGAGGUAUAAUGGGUAGUCCAGACAGGGUCAAUCCCUACCUGUCCAAACAGCCCUAUCUUAUUGAUUCUCCUUAUGAUGAAUGUGUGUGUGCUCUUACUGCCACUGUUGUCUGUAUGUUGUGAAGGUCUGCUCUCUUAAAAACCUGACAGAGCUAUAGAAAUAGUUGGAACGAGAUAUUAAAAUAUGACGUGCUUUAUGGAAACUAUUGCCUCUGUCUUUUCUUCUUUGUAACAGGAAUGUACCAUGUGCUUGGAUCUACGUAUGCACAAUUCUGAAAUCUUGACAUGUAAACGUACAAUAAAAACUUUAUUUAGCUGUGUGAAACC